Durio zibethinus is the source of this 2081-nucleotide messenger RNA. RefSeq lists its product as uncharacterized. The record is from RefSeq and is a predicted model, not a curated record. Lineage: Eukaryota; Viridiplantae; Streptophyta; Magnoliopsida; Malvales; Malvaceae.
UGCAAGGAAUCAAACAUCCCGAAAAUAGAAAAUCUUGUCAAAAAGAGAAGAAAAAGAAAAGAUCAGAUCAGAUCUAAGACUGAAGUAACCCGUAGUCAAAAAAGAGAAAGAGCUGAAAUCAGAGUUUCAACAGCAAACAGCAAAUUGUAAGAAUUGGCCGCCCUAUGGCCUCAUCUGCUUAUCCAUUUUUUAGGUCACACGGAAACAUUCUCCUCCCCUUCUCUUAAACUCACAGACCCCACAUUUUCUUCUUUUAUUUCUCUUUAAUCAUCCACUUUUUCCAACUUUUCUUUCGGUUGCUCUUUGAUUCCUUCCGCCCCCCCCUAACAUCAAAAACCAAAAAUCUUAGCAUUAAAAACAACCAACAAAAACUCCAACCCCCGUUAUAAACGACAACCCCAAAACCAAAACUAUCAAGAAAGAAAUUAAAAUAAAACCCGACAAAAAAGUCUUCACUUUCACAUCACUUACACCGCUUUCCCUUCUCCAUAAAUAACACUCUUUCCCAACAUGCAAAUGUUUCUUCCUCUCCAAAAAUCCCUUUCUUUUUAAUCCCUUUCCUUUCUCUCUUUAGAUCACACCCAAGAAAACAGUUAAACCAAAAUAAAAUACAUUUUUUAAAGAAAAAAAAUCAUGGUGAAGGCUCAAAGGCCUCCAUCUGGCCGUACAAAUCUAGCUUCAUGUGUUGUAGCAACAAUUUUCUUGAUCUUCCUUGUAAUAAUUGUCCUCAUUGUUUACUUCACCGUUUUUAAACCGAAAGACCCCAAGAUCUCCGUCAGCGCCAUCCAGCUUCCGUCUUUCACCGUUGGUAACAACUCCGUCAGCUUCACUUUCUCCCAAUACGUCACCGUUAAAAACCCAAACCGAGCCGUUUUUUCUCACUACGACAGCACUAUACAGCUUCUUUACUCGGGUUCUCAAGUCGGAUUCAUGUUCAUACCAGCAGGAAAGAUCGAGGCGGGUCGGACUCAGUACAUGGCUGCCACUUUCGCCGUCCAGUCUUUUCCCUUGGCAGCACCGAAUGAGGCGUCGGUGGCAACGAUACCUACUACUUCGACGACUACUACAACGACGGGGCCCAUUGGGCUGAUUGAUGGGUUUGGCGGGAGAAAUAAUGGAUAUCGAGUUGCGCCCACGAUGGAGAUUGAGUCUCGUAUGGAAAUGGCGGGUCGUGUUCGAGUUCUGCAUUUUUUCACCCAUCAUGUGGAUGCUAAAUCUUGGUGUAGAGUCACUAUUGCAGUGAGUGAUGGGUCUGUUUUGGGGUUUCAUUGCUAAUUUUAUUUCCUUUUUUCUACGUUUAGUUCAUGUAAUGUAAACUUUUACUAACUUUUUUCUCAAUAAUUUUCAGUUUUGGACGAUUUUGUGAUUUGGGUUUUAAAUUUUGUGUACCCAAUUUGUUGAAAACGCUGUAAAAAUAGAUUUAAUUUUUUCGUUGUUGCAAGUAAGCUCUUUUUGUAGAAAGAAUCAAAGUUUUGAGCUUUCAUGCUUGCUUUCGUUUCUGUUAAGUGAUUAAUUGAAGGGUAAGUAAAGACGAUGCUUGUCGAGUGUUGGUUUAGGUGUAAUCAUGAGACUAAGACUGAAAUCAUUUUUGGGGGUUUGGUCCAACAAUGAAGCAAAGGUCAGUGAAUAAUGAGCUGGAAAGCCGCGUAAAAUGUGGCCUGUUUUUUGUUCCCCUUUUUUAUUUUUUUAAUUAUUUGCAAGGAAGGCUCCAGUCGAGGAAGUUAACGAUGUCGUUUUAAAUAUUAGUAGCAAUUCAGUUGCGGUCUUGCAGAUCAGAGCAGAGCUUGGGAUCAUCACCCGGCGAAUUUAAUUGCCCCGGAUUUUCGUGGACGUGCGCGGCCCAUGCUCAAUGGUUAAUCCUCAAUGGGAUUAUAAUUUUGGAUGUGAAAACUGAAAAAUGGAGAGGUAAGAAUUAAAAGGUUCCAUCGGAUGAGAGUGAGAAAAUUGGUGGGAGUUGUUAAGGUUAGUGGGACCAAGUACAGCGGACCCUGAAAACAUCAUUCACUGUUAGCUAACCUCGAAAGUCGAGUCUUUGCUUUUUUGACUUUUCAUUUUGUUUAAUAAUAAUAAAGUAAUAGAAG